AUGGCAUCACAGCUUGUGGCCAGAGUUUGCGCCAUCGCGGCCAUCGUCACGGGGACAUCGCGCGGUCUUCCAGAAGCGUGCCGGCGGCAAAUUGCCCUGAUGGACAAAGGUGACAGCCCGUUGAGCUUCAGCAACGAUGGGGUCUUUAAAAUCUCCGUCUUUGAAGACCUUCACUUUGGGGAGAAUGCAUGGGAGGCGUGGGGCCCUGCGGCAGACAUCAAGACUGUCGGGGUUAUCAAAAAGGUGCUUGACGAUGAGAAACCGGACCUGGUGGUGUUGAACGGCGACCUCAUCACUGGCGAGAACGCAUAUCUGGAAAACGCCACCUUCGUCCUCGACCAGCUAGUCAAACCGAUGGUCGAGCGCGAGCUCCCGUGGGCGAGCACCUACGGUAACCACGACUAUCAACUCAACAUCACGGGGAGCGACAUCAUGGCGAGGGAGAAGCAGUGGCCCAACGCCCGCACGCAGAAGAUGGUCUCGAACCCCAAUGCCGGGGUGUCCAAUUACUACCUCCCAGUCUACCCGUCCGAUUGCACGAAGGACGACUGUAAGCCCGAGGUGAUUCUCUGGUUCUUCGACAGCAGGGGCGGCUUCGCGUACAUGCAGACCAACCCGGACGACUCGGUGAAGAUGGUCGGCCAACCGAACUGGGUUGACGGGAGCGUCGUCGACUGGUUCAAGUCGACGAGCGCCGACCUCAACAAGAAGCACAACGCAAAGAUCCCCGGCGUCGCCUUCGUUCACAUCCCGCCCAAGGUGUCGCGGGCCAUCCAGGACAAGGGGAUCGACGCCGAGAAGAACCCGGGCAUCAACGACGACAAGCCGCUGUCGCACCAGGCCGAAGGGUGGUGCGACGACGGUAGCCAGAAGACCAGCUGCCGCUACGGCGGCCAGGACGUCGCGUUCAUGAAGGCCAUCUCGGAGAGCCAGGGCGUGAUCGGGGUCUUCAGCGGCCACGACCACGGCAACAGCUGGUGCACCAAGUGGAAGGGCAAGGUGGACGGCGUGGCGGUGGACGGGACGGGCGUGAACCUGUGCUUCGGCCAGCGCACCGGGUACGGCGGGUAUGGCAACUGGAUUCGCGGCUCGCGGCAGCUCUUCUUGACGCGGGACAUGUUGGCCAAGGGCGAGCUCGACACGUCCAUUCGACUGGAGUCUGGCACCGUUGUUGGCUCGGUGACCUUGAACUCGACCUAUGGCGAGGACAAGUACCCCACCACUCCGAAUGACAGGACCUGA
Messenger RNA from Colletotrichum destructivum, 1242 nucleotides. RefSeq names its product Putative calcineurin-like phosphoesterase domain, ApaH type, metallo-dependent phosphatase. The record is from RefSeq and is a predicted model, not a curated record. Gene Ontology annotation, cellular component: cytoplasm. Gene Ontology annotation, molecular function: hydrolase activity, acting on ester bonds. The transcript has 2 exons. Bases 1 to 1242 code for a protein of 413 amino acids. Lineage: Eukaryota; Fungi; Ascomycota; Sordariomycetes; Glomerellales; Glomerellaceae.